Thamnophis sirtalis is the source of this 747-nucleotide messenger RNA. The record is from RefSeq and is a predicted model, not a curated record. NCBI's taxonomy places the organism in Eukaryota, Metazoa, Chordata, Lepidosauria, Squamata, Natricidae.
CUUAACGAUUCACAGGUAGUUUACCUAUAUAGGUAUAGGCAUGUAGAUGAUUUGCAAAUACUCCAUUUUAUUCAACAGGUUUGCUGCUGCGUGUCUCACAGUCUUCUGCGCUCCUCCAAAAUUAGUGUACUGAUAGAAACACUACUAAUAAAAGCCAUUUCUGUUCUACUCCACGGCCAACUAGUGAACUUUCUUGAUUUCUUUGCAGCCCCUAUUACGGAGAUCGUUGGAGGUUUUGAAUGUAACAAAACAGAACAUCCUUUCCUUGUACUCUUGUAUAACUCUAAAGGGGCUUUCUGCGCUGGGACCUUGCUCACCAACGAAUGGGUGCUCACCGCUGCCCACUGCAACAGGGAAGAUAUCCAGAUAAGGCUUGGUACGCAUAACAUACAUGUACACAAUAAGGAUGAGCAGAUAAGAGUCCCGAAGGAGAAGUUGUGUUGUCUCAAUACCAAUUACUGUACCCAAUGGAGCCAGGAUAUCAUGUUGAUCAGGCUGAACAGUUCUGUUAACAUUAGUGAACACAUCGCGCCUCUCAGCUUGCCCUCCAACCCUCCCCGGGUGGAUUCAGUUUGCCGUGUUAUGGGCUGGGGCACAAUCACAUCUCCUGAAGUGACUUAUCCCAAAGUCCCUCAUUGUGUUAACAUUAACAUACUCCAUAAUGAGGUGUGUGAAGCAGCUUACCCAUGGUUGUCAGGCAACAUAUUGUGUGCAGGUGAACUGGAAGGAGACAAAGAUUCAUGUAAG